Columba livia (rock pigeon) is the source of this 1507-nucleotide messenger RNA. RefSeq names its product sulfotransferase family 1C member 4 (gene SULT1C4). Gene Ontology annotation, molecular function: sulfotransferase activity. The transcript has 8 exons. The record is from RefSeq and is a predicted model, not a curated record. Lineage: Eukaryota; Metazoa; Chordata; Aves; Columbiformes; Columbidae. Gene Ontology annotation, cellular component: cytoplasm. Gene Ontology annotation, biological process: sulfation. The coding region runs from base 141 to 1064 and encodes 307 amino acids.
UUGCUCUCCUCAUGCUCAGGAGGAAUAGAAACUCCACCCAAACUUUCAUUCUGCUUCUGCCUGAAAAUCUAAGUGGGUGCACAGUCAUCAAUACAGCCAAGGACUGAAGAUAUUCAAUCAGGAAAAAUUCUCUGUGUUCAAUGGUCCUGGAUAAAAUGGGAGAUUUGAGUCUGGAACAGACACUGGACCGAGCUGAGUUACGUGAAUUAAAAGGUAUUCCCUUGACAACAGCAACAUACAGCAUAUGGGACCAAGUGUGGAAGUUCAAAGCCAGACCUGACGAUCUGCUCAUCUCAACCUAUGCAAAAGCAGGUACCACAUGGACACAAGAAAUAGUGGAUAUGAUUCAACAAAAUGGAGAUGUCGAGAAGUGUAGACGUGCCACUACUUACAGACGCCAUCCUUUCCUUGAGUGGUACAUCCCAGAGCCUUCAUCUUUGCGUUACUCAGGCUUGGAGUUAGCUGAAGCUAUGCCUUCUCCACGAACAAUGAAAACUCACCUCCCUGUGCAGCUGGUGCCUCCCUCCUUCUGGGAACAAAACUGUAAGAUAAUCUAUGUGGCAAGAAAUCCGAAAGACAGCCUGGUGUCAUACUACCAUUUCCACAGAAUGAAUAAAGCAAUGCCUGAGCCAGGAACCUGGGAGGAGUUCAUGGAGAAAUUCAUGGCAGGAAAAGUGCUCUGGGGUUCCUGGUAUGACCAUGUAAAGGGAUGGUGGAAGGCAAAAGAUAAGCACCGGAUCCUCUACCUCUUCUAUGAAGAUAUGAAGGAGAAUCCAAAGCAAGAAAUUCAGAAGAUUCUGAAGUUCCUGGAGAAGGACUUGACCGAGGAUGUUCUAAACAAGAUACUCCACAAUACCUCAUUUGAGGUAAUGAAAGAAAAUCCCAUGGCAAACUACACUAAGGACUUUCCAGGAGUAAUGGAUCACUCUCUUUUCCCAUUCAUGAGAAAAGGGGUUGUCAGUGACUGGAAGAAUUACUUCACUGUGGCACAAAAUAAGAAAUUUGAUGAAGAUUAUAAGAAGAAAAUGGCUGAUACCUCUCUUGUUUUUCGCACAGAAUUGUGAUUAGCAAUGGGAAUUAUUCUCUACGAUCUUCAGCAUUUUCCAUUUUAUGUAUUUUGCUUUUCCUUCACACAACGCCUGUGUUUCUAAGAUUUCAAUAUCUCUCUUUCAAACACCACUGAUUUUUUGUUGCCAUGAGAGUACACAAAUUAUGCGGAGUUUAGGUUGGUCUCCCUGAACUGGAUACUUCUCGUUCAUCCUUCCCACAGUAAUUUUCAGCAUUAACAGAAAUAUUUCAGACAUGCUUUGGCUUUUUGUCUUUGUAAAAGUGCAGUUGAUAUUGCUGGUGUGUUCAAAUAAACCUCUAACAGAAAUUAGAAACCAACUGGAAAAAAGCUCUCAAGAUAAUGCAGUGGGUGUAUGCAUAGUAUGUUAUUCAUAUGUCGUAUAUACAUUAAUCAAUAUAUAACAAUAAACAAAUUUAAAAGUGAUCAAGUAUAAAUAGA